CGUUCUCCGACGCCGAAAAUUUUACUUCUGUUUGAUUGUGCGCCUUGAAUUUUUAGGUCUAGGCUGCUGUUUUAAUCCAAAACUAUAUCAAAGAUUUGAACUAUCUUGCUGAAAAUCGGUUCAAUUUGACUCAAGAUGUUUUUUUUUCUAAUUAAUUUGAAGCUCUCGAUUUAUCAGUAGCCAGAUUCUAUGGUUGAUAACUCCUUGUAUUUUGUUAAAGAAGAAAUUGCAGUCUGGGUUUUGAGAAAUUUGAAACUUUCGAAGGUAAUUCAAGUAUAAAAUGCUUAAAUGAUGUGUGGUGGGUUUGGUUUCUUGAGUUGAGCAAUGAGGUGAUUGAGAUUCAUAUGGAUAUAAUACGCUACUGUUGAUCGUAUUAGUGUUUGGUAAUGUUUGGAUAUUUCUCUGAUGUUCUCGUUGUAUUUAUAUUUUGGAUAUUAAUGCUCGUUUGUUUUUCUUGUUUUUAUGGAGUGCUGGUUAUGAUCUUUUAAAGCCGUGCAUAGAUGGGUUAUCGAUUGAGCUGUUUUUGUUAACUGGGUUGCAUCAAGUUUGCAGACUGUUGUUUUUGGUAGUAGAUUUAUAGCUGUUGGGACUACAGAUCUCAAGCCAGGAAAUAGAAUCGUUAGCAGACGGUGUUGGGAUGUGUGGAUCCUGGUUCAAGGUAGGUGAACAUAGCGACCUGAUUUAGUCUCACGUGUCACAAAGUAUUCGUUGCUGAAAGAGCUGUGGGUUCCGUGAGAAAAUCCUGUGGUGUGUUUUGAAGUUGGACCAUAUGUAUUGCUUAGAGGAUCGAGCAACUAUCAACAAUUUACUGCCGUAUGAGAAGUUUCUAGCAUUGAAAUUAUGCCUUUUGUUUUUGGGUUCUUUUCAUCAAGUGCCGAAGCCUGAGAUGAUUAUUUCUUGAUUCCUCAGAAAAUAAAAAAAGAUGGUGCUUUUGCUGCAAGAAGGUUUUUAUAUUUCUUAGUCAAAGAAAGGCCCUAUGUCUGUUUUUCUUGAAAAAGAUUUUGGAGCCGGAUAGUCUCUCCUCCUCCUCUUCCAAGUUCGUAUAUUUCUAUUCUCAUAGAAUUCAGUGGACCAUCUGCCUCAACUCAUCAUCUGUUAUGUGGAGACUUUGUUGAUGGCCGCACAAAGCUUUGUUGUCUCUGCCAAUUUGUUUCAGUUAUGGUAAACUUCUGAUGACUGAUUGGUUGAGGUUCCAAAGUUUCCAAUUUAUUUAGUCCUUCCUUGAGUUGUUAGUCUGGGUUAGUGACUCUAAUCUGUUUUUGGCUGGCAAUGGGAUCCUCUCAUCUGCUAAUGCGGAGCACUCUUGAAGUAUGAGCAUGCUUUUGAUUGCACUUGAACUUGAACUUUGUUUGAACUACUUCUAGCUCUUUCCUUGUUAUUGUUUUGUUGUCAUGAUUAAGUUAUUCUUGCCGGUUUAGUGGGGAAUGAAGAUCAUCUAGACCUUGUAGAGUUUUUUGACAUUAGCUCUGGAUCCUCCAACACUGUCAAUCUGGCAAGUCCACAUUUGGCGAUGUUUAUCUCAUGCAGGCUGUUGGUGUUUUGAGUCAUCGUCCAGAAUAGUUUUCUGUUUGAAGGCAUCAGAAGGAGUAUUCUGUUUGAUUAUUAUGCUGCAUGGACAAGUCUGAGUGUUUAGCAACAUCCGUGUGGCACUGUCUAUUGUGGUUACUAGUGUACAUGUAGUUGCAACUUUGACUUAAGAUUCAAUUAUCUGAGAGCGUGAAUUUAAAAGUACUAAAAAAAUCUACUUCCUCUUAAAAAUUUAAAAAACCCAGAACACGGAUAUGAUUUCAGGUGUUUACUGCAUCUAGAUUGUUUGUUGGAAAGAGAAUCAGCAUUUUCUUGGAGAGGGUAUCUUGGCUGUAUAUGAAUUUUUGGUUAACUGUUGCUGACUUGUUGGAAGACUGAAGGAGCUAGGGAGUAUAAAAUAAGUUGGUCCUAAAUUGCAGAGUACUGAUGGUUGCUGCCAGUCAACUAGAUGUAUCUUGGCUGUUUAGGAAUCUAUUCAAAUGUUGCCGACUUAUUGAAAGACUGAAGGAGCUAGGUAGUUACGGAACAUUUGGUCAAAAUAUGCAGAGUAAAGAGGGUUGCUGCCAGUAACUAGAUGUUUUUGGGUGUUCUUAAGUUGUUAAUUUUGAGUAGUGUAAAGAUCAACUGCUGCGAGAACUGCCUUUCUCUGGCUGAUCUGUGUAGUGCUUCCAGAAGUUAGAUUGGUUUUUUGACUACAAGGUGGAUUUUGUGGUGUCAAUGUAACUGCUGAUAUGCUUUAUAGUGUUCUGGGCAUAUAUACUAUACUUUGAAUCUUGUUAGGGAUUAGUUAUCAGUUUAUGCUGGAACUAGUACAUUGAUGUUGUGGGAAUCCAAGGUCAGUGGCCAUCUAUUGUCAGAUGUGGAUUCUUCUAAUAUCAGAAAAUUUCCAGUAUGAACAGGGUGCUCUGUGAUCCAUAUAUAAUGGAAAGUAAGUAUCAACUCAUUGAAUUUUAAUUACCAGCUGGAUCAAUGCAAAAACGUAUUUUAGAUCAUGUUGGAAAGAGAUACACGGCGUCCUCGUGGUUUUGGUUUUAUUACAUUUGGAGAUCGACGAGCAAUGGAAGAUGCAAUCCGGGAGAUGCAUGGACAGGAGUUGGGUUCUCGCACUAUCUCCGUGAACAAAGCCCAACCCAGAAUGGGAGGUGACGAUUCUGACCACGGUUAUAGAGGAGGGGGAGGGGGAGGAUACUCUUCUGGUGGCAGGAGAAGCUAUGGAGGAGGUGCGGAUAGAUCUGUGGGCCAAGAUGAAUGCUUCAAGUGUGGCCGUACAGGACAUUGGGCUCGAGACUGCCCUUCAGCUGGUGGUGGAAGAGGUGGAGGGGGAGGUUCAUUCUCUUCGCACUCUAGGUUUGGGGCAGGUGGCCGUGCAGAUCGCUUUGGGGGAGAUCAUGAUCGCUACAUGGAUGACCGUUACGAUGGAGGACGCUAUGGAGAUAGGGAUCGGUUUGACAGCAGGGAGGACAAAUAUGGGAGCCGUGAUCGCUAUAUGAGUGACAGGUACCCAGCUGGUGAUCGUUUUGCUAGUGACAGAUAUGGAGGUCCUGAUCGUUAUCCUCAAAAUGGCUAUGGAAAGGACAGAGGGUAUGAUAGGGAUGGUGGAGUAAGAGGUGGCAGUGAUAGAUAUGGAAGAGGAGGUCCAGUAAGAGAUGAGGGAGGUUACCGUAGCAGGGCUGGCCCUUACGACCGCCCUAGCAGGGGAGGACGCCCAUCUUCCUUUGACCGCUACUAGUCUCUGAAUGUUGGGUGGUCGUUUAAUGGAACUUGUAGCUGUUAUGCUUACUCUUGUUAGAUUCUUGAUGUUGGAUGUUGAAAGUAAAUUUCUGUAGGAUGAUUUUAUGCCUGUAUUGUGGACUUCUAGUUGCCUGUUUUAAGUAUAACUUGUGAGUUGUGACCC
Argentina anserina (silverweed cinquefoil) is the source of this 3421-nucleotide messenger RNA. RefSeq names its product glycine-rich RNA-binding protein RZ1C. The record is from RefSeq and is a predicted model, not a curated record. Gene Ontology annotation, cellular component: nucleus. The transcript is spliced from 3 exons. NCBI's taxonomy places the organism in Eukaryota, Viridiplantae, Streptophyta, Magnoliopsida, Rosales, Rosaceae. The coding region runs from base 2519 to 3256 and encodes 245 amino acids. Gene Ontology annotation, molecular function: zinc ion binding; mRNA binding.